CACUCAACUUGCAUGCGUCGGCCCCUCCAAAGUGACUCUUUCAGGCCCAAAGGUACCCGCAUGAUGCCGGUCCGCGUCUAAACCACCACCACUACCCCUCCAAAAUUUCCCAUAAACUCACAUGAGAGGAGAAGGAGAGGGCAUAUGAAGCCCUUACAUGAAUUGUUUUGGGGUCUCUGUCUGCAUUGCCCGCCAAGCCCGAGUCUGAACCUAUCGAGGCACGCUGGAGGCCUAUUACACGGCUGCUCACAAGUUUUAGCCCGUCGAGGAGGGCAAUAUCAACGCCACCACCAUCUGCGUCGUUUCACUACUACUCACCAGCAUCUCACUCAUCCUUACCGGCCAUCCUCUAUAUUCGCGGCUAGGCGCUUCAGCACCGCUCCCGUCGCAAACAUGGCCGAUGUGAGCGGUCGGUACGAGUCAUGGGACCAGGCGCGUCUCAUCUCCCGCAUAAGACAGCUCGAGCAUGAACUCGACAAGCGGGAUGCGGCAUCAAAAGCCUCCGGAGCCGGGUCCGGGACCCCCAGCAAUAAGAACGGCGCCGGUGCCGGUGCCGCAGGAGUAGCAACGGACGGAGCCCCGCCGGUGAAGAAGAGGAAGAAGGAGGCCAAGCGGAUCGACUCAUCGCGGUAUUCCACCCGCUUCAUCGCGCUCAAGCUGGCGUACCUGGGCAAGCGGUACGGAGGGUUCGAGUACGCCACCUCGGCGAGCCUGCCGACGAUCGAGGGUGAGCUGUGGAACGCCCUGACAAAGUCGUGCCUCAUCUUCCCCGAGGAUCAGGACGUCGUCAACUUUGACUGCUGCGAGUACUCCAAGUGCGGGAGGACGGAUCGCGGCGUGAGCGCGUUUGGACAGGUCAUCGGUUUGCGGGUGCGGAGUAACAGACCAGUACCGAAGAAGCAAGAGGAUCCUGCACCGGCUGCUGGGGCUGAAGGGGAUGACACUCCCAUGGAGGGCACGGAAAAGGUGGAAGAGGAACAGAAAGAAAAGAAGCCCGAAAAGGCCUGGGACGAGAUCAACGACGAGAUCCAGUACGUCAAGGUCCUUAACCGUCUCCUGCCCGACGACAUCCGCAUCAUCGCAUGGUGCCCCUCCCCGCCGCCAGACUUUUCCGCUCGCUUCUCGUGCGAGGAGCGCCAGUACCGCUACUUCUUUACCCAGCCCGCCUUCACGCCCACGGCGACGACCGUCGACGGCACGCCGGACGGUAUGAAGGAGGGCUACCUCGACAUCGACGCCAUGAACCAGGCGGCGCAAAGCUUUAUUGGGUCCCACGACUUCCGUAACUUUUGCAAGGUGGACGGGAGUAAGCAGAUUACCAACUUUGAGCGGCGCAUGUUCGAGGCUGGCGUAGAGGAAGUCAAGGACGUGGGUACGGUGCUGCCGUAUCUGGGCGCCAGCGCUGUUGAUGGUAGCCAGCUUCCAAAGGUGUAUUCGUUCAAUAUCCGCGGGACGGCGUUCCUGUGGCAUCAGAUCCGGCAUAUGGUUACGAUUCUCUUCCUCAUCGGCCAGCGCCUUGAGACGCCCGAUCUCGUGACGCGGUUGCUCGACGUGGAGAACACGCCGCGGAAACCAAAUUAUGACCUCGCGCACGAGACGCCGCUGGUGCUCUGGAACUGUGUCUUCCCAGGCGACGACGAAAGUCGGACAUCAAACGACGCGGAGAACGCUUUACACUGGGUGUAUGGCGAGGCUGACGUCGUCGAGAACCUGUGGUCGCACUACCGCGAGAAGAAAAUGGACGAGCUGCUCGCGAACCGUCUCCUGGAUCUCGUCUCAAGACAGGUGCAGGGAACCGAGUCGAAAGCGAAGGGGAAAAGAGUGUUCCAGGGCGGGCACGAGGGAAAGUUGUCGGGCGGGUACGUGCCAAUCGCGAAGAAGCAGCUGACGCCGUCGCCGGCAGAGAUUAAUGACCGGUGGGCGCAGCGUAAGGGGUUCAAGAACUCGGAUGAGAUGAGGGAAUCGAAGAAUUGGAGGAAGGUCAUUAAAGAUGCCAAGCAGGCUGCUGCGGCGGGUGAUGGGGAUGAGUAGGUCAUGAGCAUGUGCUCCCCUAUCAUAAACAAUAAAGUCAAGCAGAAAGCUUUGAGAAGAUCGUAAAUUCAUCAAGACUAUGAGAGAGGUGUUA
Colletotrichum acutatum is the source of this 2125-nucleotide messenger RNA. RefSeq names its product pseudouridine synthase. Gene Ontology annotation, cellular component: cytoplasm; nucleus. Bases 145 to 2031 code for a protein of 628 amino acids. Gene Ontology annotation, molecular function: pseudouridine synthase activity; RNA binding. NCBI's taxonomy places the organism in Eukaryota, Fungi, Ascomycota, Sordariomycetes, Glomerellales, Glomerellaceae. Gene Ontology annotation, biological process: mRNA pseudouridine synthesis; tRNA pseudouridine synthesis. The record is from RefSeq and is a predicted model, not a curated record. The transcript has a single exon.